AUGAAUACCGCUGCCAGGAGGACGAUACACAUAUCUGCCACCCUGGCAAGAGGGCGAAACACCUAUUUCGAGAAGCACAAAUUGGUGACCGACCCGGCCAAACAAGACCCCAACUAUUUCGAGGAUCUGGCCAGAAAGUUGCCGCUAGAUGACAACUACAUCGAUCAGUUGAAAAUGAUUUACACGGACAAGGUGAUGUCCGAGCGAGAUCUGACGAUGAAGGCUUCGGACAAUCUGAUUGCCGACAAAGUUACUUAUGGGCUGCCUCAGCUCGAUAUGACGGCGCCCAGGCCUCCAUACACAAAUGUUGACGCUCUGAAGGACGCACCGGAAAGUGUGAAAAAGAUCUUUAGUCUCGAUUUUGGUACUCGCCGGGAUUUGACGAGCGAGUGGAAGCGCGUGAUGAUCGAGCAGGUCAAUCACCAUGCCCUCGACAACGCGAGUCAUGAGAAGAAGAUUGCUCUAUGCACGGCCCUGAUCCGCCACUGGUCCAUGAUCGUUGACGAUAUUUUCCGCAAAAACGUCAGGCCACGGAAACCAACGUGGUUGACGCAUCGUAUUUGGCUGGUGAUCGGGCAACGACGUCGGUUACUCAGGGAGCUCCGCGAAAUUGAUGAAGAGGCUUUCCAGAAGGUCAUCAAAGAAUUGAAAAUCGCCUAUCACGUCCAGAAACAGCCUGAGCAUGUCAAAACCCGGAAGGCGUGGUCAGAGGCUCAAUUAUUGAUGCGGGUGAAAGAAGAAAAAGAGAAAAAGCUUGAAGAUCUCCAUCAAAGGUAUAUCAAGGAGCUCGAAGAGAAAAAGGAUGAGAUGAAGGCGAAGCGGGAGAAGCUGGAAAAGGAGCGUCAAGAAAUCGAGAAGCGCAUGAAGGAUCUUCUCAUCCUCGAGGGCAAGGUCACUGAAAACGUCGUCGGGGAGUACAAGAUGCCACUCGUCGGCCAAUUCACAGAAGCUAUCAACCACGCCCAACUUUUCUAUCACCCCAAGCCCGACAUGGUGCGAAACCAG
Messenger RNA from Mesorhabditis spiculigera, 1005 nucleotides. NCBI's taxonomy places the organism in Eukaryota, Metazoa, Nematoda, Chromadorea, Rhabditida, Rhabditidae. The record is from the annotation of a GenBank genome assembly.